Messenger RNA from Pseudomassariella vexata, 696 nucleotides. RefSeq lists its product as uncharacterized. NCBI's taxonomy places the organism in Eukaryota, Fungi, Ascomycota, Sordariomycetes, Amphisphaeriales, Pseudomassariaceae. The transcript has 5 exons. Bases 236 to 508 code for a protein of 90 amino acids. The record is from RefSeq and is a predicted model, not a curated record.
CCCUGCCAUAGCUGAAGGUGAGUCGUUAAUGACGUUAACUUCGGCCACGUCCAUGUUGCUAAACGACCUAGUCAAGAUACUAUAAUCCGUAUUAUCAUUUACCUAAAACAUGGAAGCUGUAGACUAUGCACGUUAUCCCCUCUGAAUCAGUCGCAAGUGAGAUCCCUAGGAGCAAUGACCGUAUGGAAUAGAGGAAGACGCUACUGGUUUGGACCAAUAUGCCCUAUGCCGUGUCAUGUGGAUUAUCCCCGCUUUCCAUUUCGAUUCUCUCCAACAGCCUUAUGACCUGAGAUCCACGAGCCCUUGCUCAUUUCAGCUCGUCCUUCUGAUGAACGCCGUGCUGGUUCGAGGCAUUGCUCAGGCCCGAACAGUCGGUGCAAUUACUACAGUUCAAACAGUCGUUGCAGUCCUUGCAAUUGGAAGAGCUGGAACAGUCCUCACAAUCAGUGCAAUUAGAGCAAUCAGUGCAACUGGUACAGUUCGUGCAGUUCGAACAGUUCUUGCCUAGGAAACCAAAAAUCGUCAGUUUGUCCUCAAAAACAAUGAUAUUUCAACCCACAGUCCUUGCAAUUAGUGCAGUUGGUAUUUCCGUUUCCGUCAGACAUCUUUGUUACUGAAAGUUUCUUCGCCGGUGGUGGUUGAUGGUGUGAGACAGCUGGGAUGGAAAUUUGAGCUGAGCGCUGAAGAUAUUUCUCA